AUGGGUCCUCCUCGACGAGAUGGUGAGGGUGGAGCAGGGGGUAGUGGUGGUGCAGGGGGUGAUGGUGGUGCAACAUCUGGUUAUGGUGUUGGAUUUGAUGUAGGACCUGUGGAAGGUGCUUCUUGCUCACGAACCCAAAAGAGUGUAUUGGUUACGGGUUUGUGCUCUUUUGGAGAUGGGAUUGUUGGGGCUGCCGACAGGAUUAUCGGUGUUGUUGGUACAGUUAGUGCUAGUGUUGUUACGGAUGGGAUUAUCAGUGUUGUUGAUGCUGCUACUGGGAUUAUUGGUGGUGUUGGUACAGUUGGUGCUACUGUUGUUACGGAUGGGAUUAUCAGUGUUGUUGAUAUUACUGUUGGGAUUAUUGGUGUUGUUGGUACAAUUGGUGCUACUACUGUUACAGAUGGGAUUAGUGGUGUCGUGGAUGUUGUUGAUGGCUUUGAUGCUACUAAGGGGAUUAUCAGUUCUGUUGGUGCAGUGGGUUUUGUUGGUGCCAUAGAGAUAAUCAAGGAUGGCCUUCUUGGAGUAACUGGUUGA
Molecule: messenger RNA, 534 nt
Organism: Cryptomeria japonica (Japanese cedar)
Lineage: Eukaryota; Viridiplantae; Streptophyta; Pinopsida; Cupressales; Cupressaceae
Exons: 3
Coding region: 1-534 (177 amino acids)
Source: RefSeq, a predicted model, not a curated record